AUGUUCUGGUGUAUUCAGGCUGCAAAUUACAUGGACAUUAAGGAGUUGCUGAAUUUGUCAUGUCAAAGUGUAGCUGAUAUGAUUAUUGAAAAGACUCCUGGAGAGAUUCGUAAGAUGUUCAACAUCAAGAAUGACUUCACCCCUGAAGAAGAGGAAAAGGUUGCAAAUUACAUUAAUAUUAAAGGACUGCUGGAUUUGUUAUGCCAAAGUGUAGCUGAUAUGAUUACGGGAAAUACUCCUGAAGAGAUUCGUAAGACAUUCAACAUCAAGAAUGACUUCACCUUUAAAGAAAAGGAAAAGGUUCGCAGGGAGAAUCAAUGGGCCUUCCAAUAA
This is a messenger RNA of Zingiber officinale, 333 nucleotides long. Its product is annotated as SKP1-like protein 1B. Lineage: Eukaryota; Viridiplantae; Streptophyta; Magnoliopsida; Zingiberales; Zingiberaceae. The coding region runs from base 1 to 333 and encodes 110 amino acids. Gene Ontology annotation, cellular component: nucleus; cytoplasm. The record is from RefSeq and is a predicted model, not a curated record. Gene Ontology annotation, biological process: SCF-dependent proteasomal ubiquitin-dependent protein catabolic process. The transcript is spliced from 2 exons. Gene Ontology annotation, molecular function: cullin family protein binding.